This is a messenger RNA of Scomber scombrus (Atlantic mackerel), 2407 nucleotides long. RefSeq lists its product as uncharacterized. Bases 118 to 2151 code for a protein of 677 amino acids. Lineage: Eukaryota; Metazoa; Chordata; Actinopteri; Scombriformes; Scombridae. The record is from RefSeq and is a predicted model, not a curated record. The transcript is spliced from 5 exons.
UUCCUUUUCUGCAUUUUCUGGACAUCAGAAAACUUGAAGCUCUAUUAAAUCUAGCAGCAGCAAAGAGGCGGAUCCAUCACCCACUUCAGCACAGAAACCAGCCACUGUUGCUCAGGGAUGCCUCUGUUUCGGGCCCCUGGUGAGCGUGGGGCGAAGGCUCGGCACAGACGGAGGAAGACAAAGAAGAGGGAGUGGAUGGGGAGCUGUGGGAAGACAGAUGAGGAUGACUCUGUCCUCUCUUUGACACGGCUGUGUCUGCUGAGCCUGGCAGACAACAUGAAGGAAGUGUGGGUGAAAGACUAUGCUGACAACUACUUGGAUCAUUAUUCUUUCAGGCACAUCAUGGGGCCUUUCAACAUACUGCCGGGCAACCUGGUUGAAGAGCUGACGUGGCUGCUGUGCACCAGGAAGCAGUUGUCCAGAGCUGCCCUCCAUCUCCUGCUUGUGCCCCAGCUGCGAGGGCUGUCUCUGGAAAGGUGUCCUGGUCUUGUCACCUCCACCGUCUGUGGCUACAUUGCUGCACGUUGUCAGGCUCUGUACAGUCUGGACUUAUCUGGAGCCCAACAGCUACCUUCAAAAGUCCUGUCUGAAACCCUCCGCCAUCUACACGCCCUGCGUUCGCUUUCCCUGGCUGGUACGUCCUGUGACAGAUAUGUCAUCAGGACCAUUGCCCACCACUGCCCUUUGCUGCGCCAUCUAGAUGUAUCCUGCUGUCAAUAUCUUUCCCCUGCUGCACUGCUUCCUCUUGGAAGGGGGCCUUUCUGCUCCAUCUCUAGCAGUCCUUCACCUUUUCACUCCGUCUCUACAUCUAAAUCUACUAUUUGUCCUUCCUACUCUUACCCCUCUUCCUCCUUUUCCACACCUCUGUCUCCUCUGCCCCUCUGUAGUCUUCUUGCUCUUCAUAUUGGGUUUGGGGAGCAAGACGGAGACACUGUGGCGGCAGCAGCCUACCUCCUACUCUCCCUGCCCUGCCUGGAAAGAGUGGCCUUGGAGGGCCUCUCGCAGGCCUGCAGUGUCAUCCAGCAGCAACAGUUUGGACAGACGAAUGGGUUCACUGAUAGAGAAGGAGUUCCCAGGCUGGAUGAGGUGUGGAGGGAGAGGAGGUGCAGGCAGGGCAUGAAUGGUUGGAGGAAGAAGAUGGAAGGAGCAGUAGAUGAUGAGGAUGAAGAGGAGGAGAGCAUACUGUGGGAGAAGUGUGGUAGUGAGAGCGAGGAGGAUGCAAGUAGAGACAAAAGGCCAAGCUGUUCGCAGAACCAAGCAGAGGAAAAAAGGAGAAAAAGAGUUUUGUCACAAUCGGGUGAGGAACAUCUGACUCUGUUCCUGAGGGAUAUUAAGGGCUUAACUUGUGACUCUCUUGACAGUCUGGGCCAUUUAUGUCCAGACAUCUACUCCAUAUCUGUUAACGGUGAUGAUUAUGAGGACACUAGAGGAAGAAACCUGGGGUCUCUGUUAGCCGCAGGCCUCCACACCUGGUCAGGACAGCUGCAGAGCCUCUCAGUACACUGCCCAGGCCCUCUGGUGGAUCUCCUUCCUGCCUUGCAUGUUGCAGGCUCCUCCCUGGUCUCUCUCACCCUGGAGGGGGUGAAAACCAACCCUCACACCCCUCUACUGGAGGUCAUCCAGGCUUGCCCCAAACUCAGAGACCUGCUCAUCUCUGCUGAGCCUCCCACCAUGCCACAGGAAGAAGAGGAGGAGGAGGAUGCGCGGGAUAAUCGGGAUCUUCCACGCUUGCCUUACCUCUGCUCUCUCACACUCAAUUUCUCCUAUGAGCACAGCCAAAUGAAGCCUGUCAUGUCCUGGAUGUCUUUGAGGAGGACGCUCGGGUGUCUCCUGACUGGCUCUCCUUUACUGGAGAAGCUCUCAUUGGUGUCCUUGCCGUGCCCUCUGAACUGCGUUUUACAGGAUGUACUGCACAGAGUCGACUUGAAUCUGAAUCACUCUGCAGAUUCUACACACUUUCCUCCCAUGCCACUUGGGCGGGUACAACAUCUUUACCUGCCACGGACAGAUGUGAUGAUGAUAACAGUGAAAAGCAUAAUGCAACGGAGUAAGAGACUUAAGUAUGUAGAUGUGAGUUACUGCUGGCAAAUCAAUCAGCAGGAGUGGGUUGACAGCAAGAAGUUCAGAAAAGUCCAAAUUGUCUGGGUGUAGUGAAGAGACUGACAGAUUCUGAUACAGGAGCAACACUGUUAAAGGUGGAUAAUUUUUAAAUUAUUCAAAUAAAAAAACAGUGCAUCCUGUUUUGAGUCAGUUGUAUUAGUGUUUCAUAUUUUACGACUAUAACUUUCUGGCUGGUAUUGCGCUGACAGAUUGCACUAUGUCCUUAAAACUUCUGUCAAACAUUUGGGGCUUACACAGUGCCUUGAAUGAAUGGUAAUGUGUUUUAAAUUCAUCUUUUGACAACCAG